AUGACUAAUGAAUGGAUGAUAUACUUCCCUGUUGACGCAUACGCUCAAACUAUUCAAAUUGAUGCUUUCGGUUACCAGAAGACUAUUCAUAUCUACGAUGGAAAUGGUCUCGAGGUAGAAGGUUUCAGUCUGGUACAUGACACAUACGCUGGCUGGGAUAUUUUAGAGAUACGUCAAGAUUGUGACGAGGGAUGGGAAAAGAUUGGACAGUAUUGCGCACUGUUUGUCGUCCAACCGAUGAAUUUCACGGAUGCACAGAACCAUUGCCAUUCGGCUGGUGGAAGUAUUGUCGAUGACCUCACUGAUGGAAAACAUCAGUACUUGGCUUCUGUCGCACACGGAUUCAAUUUCUGGAUUGGACUCUACAACAACGGAAGUACUUACCUCUGGGAUCGUCCCGAUGGUGUCGCUCCACUGCCGCUAACUCAAGAUCAGCAAUACUGGAAAGGAGGUGGUACUGCACCGCCCUAUGAUCAAAAUGCUUCUUGUGUAUUCUGGAAUGACGCUGUGACUGAUGGAAACACUUGGACACUCGGCGCUUGUACUGCGAGGCUUCCAUUCUUGUGUCAGAAGCAUCAGUAUGAUGAGAAUCACCUUCCCAACGCAAUAGGAGACGAUGAUCUUCCUGCUGGAAAGUGGAGUAUGAGUAUUUCCGUCGAUCCGGCAGCUGGACAACCAGAAAUCUGUUCGGUAAACGUGCAAAUGCAGAGUAGUCUACAGAUGGUUGUCGGUUUCACUACUGAUGUUGCAUCAGAUUAUCCAUAUCUCGACCCAAUAGCGGAUUCACAAACGUUCUACAAUGCUGCCACAUACGAGAUGCGUGCCGGUUGUUCGUUCCCUUGGGUAACCCAGACAUUCAACUGCCCGAAUGCUCAAAAUAAAGCCAACGAAUUUCUGAUUGCGCAUAUCGGUGAAGAUGAAUUCGGCAAUAUGUUCCAAAGAAUGACCCUAGCCCAUUGUAAUAAAGCAGAUCUGAGCUGUGGUAAUGGUGGAGUUCGAUAUAAUGGUAGCUGUAUCUGCACUGAAUACUGGACAGGGCGAUUCUGUACAGUGCCGAUUUGUGUGAAUGGUGGCACCCGUAGCUCGUCCGAAAAUCAAUGUAUGUGCCCGAAAGGAUACACCGGACCAAACUGUCAAUUUGAAGACUGUACCAAACGAUCGCCGAUCACCUUCUCGACAGACGCGAAGACAUUCGUACUUGUUGCCGAAGCUACCCAGCAGAGUCUGGCCGCCAUUAAUGGGCUUGUUGCUCAGCUAACAACAAUUGUUACAAAUGCCACUGCUAAUCAUCCGAAAUGGUUUGCCAACUACGUCCUUGUCACUUUCGACUCCACGGGCGCUUCCACAUCCGCUUCGUUCAGCUCGAUCCAGGCCUUGGUGUUCAGUCUGAAUUCGGCUGCUGGUAGAGCAACUGACAGUGGAAAAUGCAACUUACCAGUAUAUCAGGCCCUCCAGAACGCUCUCAAGAAAUAUGUAGCCUAUCCGAACAGUGAAGUGUUCGUCAUCACUACCGCUGCUCCCAGUGACGAUGCAAAUCGCCAAGGGGCUGUUGAGCUUAUCAGUGAUAGUCAAGCACAUGUGAAUUACAUCUAUGUGUCGACAGAUGCAUGUACAACUCAAGAUUCGACAUUGGCUACAGCGGCCGCGACCGCUUACGGAUCCGGUGGAAGCGUAGCAAUCACCGACACCGCAAACCUCAACAAUUAUCUCGCCGCUUUCCUACCAACCCUCUAUGGCACCUCCAUGCUCACUGAUCCCACUUAUCACACAAAAUUCACGUGUACCGGUAACACUGACUGGUAUGUGCAGAUCGACAAGAAUACCACUUCAAUUUUCGUCGCUGCCACAUCGCAAUAUGGUUCGCUCGGUGUGAUUAACCCACUAAACAUGGAUAUGGCUGCUAAUGUGCUGUUCAAUGUUGGUGGAACGAAGCUGUACGAGAUCGACACUAGUGGUUUGCCCGGAAUCUACACUCUUGCGCUAACCUCUCCCGGAGCGUGCUAUGUACAUGUGUACUCGUACGGCGGAGCCAAAGUCUACACAGAAUUCUCCAUUACCACUACUAGCGAUCCGCGUGGGUCACAUACAGACGGGCAACAACCACAUCCUGCUGUAGGAGCGCAAAAUAUCGCUACCUUCCACCUCGAUGGACCACCCGGUCAAAGGGGCUACCUUCAAUACGUCGAAGUGAUCAGUCCCGACACACAAACGCUGGUUUUGCGCUCUGAUCUCUAUCGACGUGGCAUGUGCACGUUCGAGUACUACUCAGAUCCAUUCUUCUGCCAGACAGAAUCAUUAGCAUUGUUUGUUUACGGAGUAGAUGAGUACAAUCAACAGUUCCGAAGAAUGGAGCAGUUCUUCUGUGUUGAUCACAGUCACCCAGUGACUACUGUAGUGCCGACUACAGUUGUGCCACCAGUGACGGUGACAGUACCAUCAGUGCCUACAACACAACCUGUAACUAAACCAUCGCCUGUAGCGACCACAACCAAUCCACCACUUCCGACAUCUCCAGGAAAUAAUCCGUCGACACUCCAGCCGGCGGUACAUCGUUUCGACAUUCUAUUCCUCAUUGAUGUCAGUGAGGAAGCGAAGGGUAGAUUGUCCGAUAUGAAUAGUUUCGUCGCGUCAGUUAUGUCCGCUUACGACGUGUCGCAGCAGAACGCUCGUGUUGCAAUAAUAGCGGUAGGAAGUGUAGCGAUGGGUGCGAUCCCGGUUGCUAACUUCGACACCAUCGACUCAAACCAGAAUCUGCUGAACUACAUCAACUUAGUUAGCACCUAUACGGAUUUCAAUGAUGCUGGCCAGGCUAUUGCACAGGCCUUGAACAUUGCUGUGAACAACGACUUUAUGCAUUCCGGAUAUCGAACCGAUCUCAAGAAUCAUGUGAUUGUAUAUGUCACGGCUACAACUAAAUUCGACGACCAACCACAAGGAAUCGCUGACAAGAUCCGCAAGGCUGGCAGCUAUGGCAUCAUCAGUGUCGGUUACGGACCGCUUGCAACUGAUCAGAAUGCUCUCCAGAGCAUAUCUGGUGGAAUCGCCUGCACAUUCACUGCAAGUAGUUCUGAUGCGCUCCUCACCCAAGUGGCAGCUGUUAAGCAGCUCAUCGACAACGCUGAGUAA
Molecule: messenger RNA, 3126 nt
Organism: Haemonchus placei
Lineage: Eukaryota; Metazoa; Nematoda; Chromadorea; Rhabditida; Trichostrongylidae
Source: the annotation of a GenBank genome assembly